AUGCCGCCUAAGUUCGACCCCAGCGAGAUCAAAGUCAUGUACCUGAGGUGCACCGCUGGUGAAGUCGGUGCCACGUCUGCCCUGGCCCCGAAGAUCGGCCCGCUGGGUCUGUCUCCAAAAAAGGUUGGUGAUGACAUCGCCACGGCAACCGGUGAUUGGAAGGGUCUCAGGAUUACGGUGAAACUGACCAUUCAGAACAGACAGGCCCAGAUUGAAGUGGUACCUUCUGCCUCUGCCCUGAUUAUCAAAGCCCUCAAGGAACGACCAAGAGACAGAAAGAAGCAGAAAAACAUUAAGCACAGUGGAAAUAUUACUUUUGAUGAUACUGUCAAUAUUGCCCGACAGAUGCGACACCAAUCUUUAGCCAGAGAACUCUCUCGAACCAUUAAAGAGAUCCUGGGGACUACCCAGUCAGCGACUGUAAUGUUGAUGGCCACCACCCUCAUACAUCAUAGAUGA
Molecule: messenger RNA, 459 nt
Organism: Neomonachus schauinslandi (Hawaiian monk seal)
Lineage: Eukaryota; Metazoa; Chordata; Mammalia; Carnivora; Phocidae
Product: 60S ribosomal protein L12-like
Exons: 1
Coding region: 1-459 (152 amino acids)
Biological process (GO): translation
Cellular component (GO): ribosome; cytosolic large ribosomal subunit
Molecular function (GO): structural constituent of ribosome; large ribosomal subunit rRNA binding
Source: RefSeq, a predicted model, not a curated record